CACCUUUAAACCCAUGAUAUAAAUUCAAUCACCUUUGAAUUAUGUUUCAGAUCCUCAUCAUAAUCAUCAAUCAAUUAAUCUACAAAAAACUCUGUUUCAUUUCCUUACACUUUCCUAGUUAUUCUUCAAUCAUGUCAUCUCAUUACAAGGCACAGCCUCUGCCAAAAUUUGGUGAAUGGGAUGUAAAUAAUCCAGCGUCAGCUGAAGGAUUUACUGCCAUAUUUAACAUAGCAAGAGAUGAGAAGAGGACUGGUGGGAAAGUCAAGGUUGAGGCUGUAAAAUCACAGCAAAAGCGUGGUGCAUAUAAGGAGAAAAGCAAACAUAAAUUUUCCAUUAAGAGAAAAUGGUUUUGCUGUGCUUGAAAGCUGAAUUGAAAUCACUCAACAAAACUUUUAUGACAACAACAACUUGCUGCAGAAAUCCUUUAGUUGAUACUUGAUAGUCAUUUUUGUUGGCAAUCCUGUUUUCUUUUCUUUUCUCUUCUGAUUGCUUUCCUUUUUUAGAGCAUAGUGUCUCCAUGUUUCUCAUGGAAUUUUUCUGCGCACUUCCUUUUUUUUUUUUUUUUUUUUUCGUGUUUUCCUUGUGGAAGGAGGCUAUUGUAAAGCUACAAUUUUGCACAUUUUCAUUUGGGAUGGCUUUUGACUCUGUUAGUACUUAUAUUUCAUUGUAACAAAUACAAAAAGAGAGGCUUGGUUAUGGUUCUAUUGCAGACUAAAUUGGGUGAGAUCCAAUACCAUUAAAUUCAAACAUAAGCUCCCAAUAUUCCAAUACUCAUUUAAGAUUUCUAAAGCUUUAAUUAGAUUAAAAAUUUGUAUAUUUCAAGUCAUAUUUAUUUUGUAUCAAAUAUAUAUAAAAUAUAAAAAUUUUAUAUCAUAGUUAAAUAUGAAUAUAUCAAAUAGUUUCAUACAAUAUGCUUAUAUCAUACCUAAAAUUAUCCGAAUCCACCUUUAAUCUUUAAUCAUUUAAUCCGAAGAAAGCUGAGAAAGAAGCUUCGUCCAGGUCAAAAGUAAAACAAUGAUGUUGACUCGUGAACUAUGAGCUUGUCAUCAUUCCGAAAAAGGCCACGUGUUAUAUCUUGGACACAAUGGGAGUCCUUGUUUUCGGCAAAUGUAGGCAGCUUUCGUUAGUCAAUUGGUCAAAAAAAGCUAUCACGAGGAAAUGGAAACGAUGGAGAUUCGUAGGGGAAAACGAGGACACUGCUGUGUUUUUCCCAUCCAAAGACUUGUCAAAAUCUACUCUUUUUCCUUAUCUUGUUUUGCACUUUACAUUAUGUCAUGAAAAUGAAGAAUUACAACAUCAAUUCCUUUAUUUGAUCGGCUACCAAAAAACUAUGGCAAGCUGUGCCAUCGAUGGUGGCUGCCCCUCCGACUAUGUAGCCGUUGUCACAGCCAUCUGCUCCAUGAUUUUACUUAUUCUCAAGUCUUCUUUUCCGUUUUUGAUACACAAGGUUCCCCGUGCCAAAGGCAGUUCCUUUUGGAUUCCAGUCAUUCAAGUUAUUGCCAGCUUCAACUUUCUAUUAUCAAUUGUGAUGUCGGGUAAUUUCCUUAAAUACAGAAAGAGCCAUUGGUGGCUGUCUUGCUAUGUUUGGGGAGUAUGGGUUGAAGGUCCACUUGGAUUUGGUUUGUUGAUGAGCUGCCGCAUAGCACAAGUCUUUCAACUAUACUAUGUUUUUGUCAAGAGGCGUUUACCACCAAUUAGAUCUCAUAUUUUUCUUCCACUGAUUCUGUUGCCAUGGAUUGCUGGUGCUGCAUUUAUUCAUGGGAAGAAGCCUCUCAAUUACAGAUGUCACUUGGAAACAUACUGGAUAAUUCCAGUUGUAUGUCUCCAUGCAUCCUAUGUUGCUGUUUUGGUCGGGUUCACAGGGGCAAUUCGGCAUAUAGAGUUUAGGUUUGAUGAACUCAGAGACCUAUGGCAGGGAAUACUCGUCUCAGCCUCACUAAUUGGAGUUUGGGUUUCUGCUUUCAUCUUGAAUGAAGUUCAUGAUGAUAUCUCAUGGCUUCAAGUGGCCUCCAGAUUUAUUCUUUUAAUUGUGGCAAGUAUUCUUGUACCGGUUUUCUUUUCCAUAUCAAUUUCACAGCCUCUGCUCUCACAAAUCAGCUUGAGGAAAAGGGAACCUUUAGAAUUCAAGACAAUGGGUCAAGCUCUGGGCAUACCAGAUAGUGGACUGCUAUUGCAAAGAGAACAAGCUGUUGUCAUUGAUCCUAAUGAACCAUUGGAUAAGCUUCUUCUUAACAAAAAUUUCCGUCGGUCUUUUAUGGCAUUUGCAGACAGUUGUUUGGCUGGGGAAAGCGUGCAUUUCUUUGAAGAGGUGCAUGAGCUUGGCAAAAUUCCAAUAGAUGACCCUGUAAGAAGGAUCUACAUGGCACGCCAUAUCAUUAAUAAAUACAUAAUUGCAGGUGCAGCAAUGGAAGUUAACAUAUCUCAUAGAAUCCGGCAAGAAAUUUUGACCACCACUGAUUUGACUCGUCCUGUUCUCUUUACCAAUGCUCUAAAUGAACUAAUGCAGUUGAUGAAAAUGAACUUGGGUAAAGAUUACUGGUCAUCCUUGUACUUCAUCAAAUUCAAAGAGGAAGCCAGUAUGAGAUCUAAUGGUCACGAGAUGGAACAGAUGACAGGAUAUUUCUCUCCCAGAUUGAGUUCUGUUCAUGCCACUGAUGAUCCCUUUCAGCAUGACCAUAUUUCGAGGGGCUCUAGCCAAGAUAUUCAUGAUUCAUACCCACAAUGAACUAAGAUUUGUAAAUUGCCAUUAUGUUUACUGUAAAUUCAUAUCACAAAUGGGCAUGAAUGAAUGAUUUUGUAAAAGGGUUCGACUCUAAUCCAUUACUUUUUUAACUUACACCAUCCAAUACAUCUAAAACAGUCAUUAGAUUGGCAUAUCAGUGUGCGAGACUUUCAUUAUGCUUCUCUUAAUUUCGUCUGUUUCCCAUCUUCAAAUCCGUGGUGAUGAUCGUUCUUCUUUGUAGGAUGGUGCGAAUAUGUGAUAACCCUACAUUUUAUCCACGCGCCAACCACUUCUAGCAGCAUAUCUUAAAGUUCCAGCUUCCGAAACCCGUAUAGCUGGACAUCUAUGCCUCGGUGGGACAAGACUUUAACCUCAACUUCGAACUUUUAUGCUUUGUAGCAAAUUUAGGGUGGAUCCGAGCAUUUGGGUCAUGCUGUCUCUUCUUAAGAAGUCGGGUUUAAAUCUUUCACCGUUAAAAUAAAGUUAAUAGCACAUAUGAUUUUUAAAUUUUAAA
Molecule: messenger RNA, 3236 nt
Organism: Durio zibethinus
Lineage: Eukaryota; Viridiplantae; Streptophyta; Magnoliopsida; Malvales; Malvaceae
Gene: RGS1
Product: REGULATOR OF G-PROTEIN SIGNALING 1
Source: RefSeq, a predicted model, not a curated record